ACUUCCUCCUCACGUCAGAACUCUCUGGCCAAUGAGCGAGUGAAACGUAGCCUUUGUUGGAUGACGUAUACGGAAAACGGACUCCUGAAUGAGUCUGAAUGAAGCUGUUUUUGACUCUUGUUUCUAAAACAAAAUCCCGUUUUUUCACUUAGAGCUAUGCAAACGUGGAGUUUAGUAUCGAUUAGCGUUUUACUCGCUGUUUUGGUAAGAUGGGGCGUGUCGUUAAACUCAUAUUCAGGUGCAGGAAAACCUCCCAUGUUUGGUGACUAUGAAGCCCAAAGACACUGGCAGGAAGUGACCUACAACCUCCCUCUUCAACAGUGGUACUUUAAUACCUCUGACAAUGACUUGAACUAUUGGGGUCUUGACUACCCUCCUCUCACCGCCUACCAUAGCUGGCUCUGUGCUUAUGUAGCAAAUAUUCUGAACCCUGACUGGGUUGAGCUGCACAAAUCCAGAGGCUAUGAAAGUCCUGCCCACAAGUUGUUUAUGAGAACUACAGUCCUGGUGACAGAUGUGUUGAUAUACAUUCCUGCAGUUGUUUUAUACUGUUUAUACCUGACUGAUGGCUCUGCUAAGAGAAAGGUGUCCAUUCUUCUCAGCAUUCUUCUUUACCCUGGACUAAUUCUCAUAGACUAUGGCCAUUUUCAGUAUAAUGGAGUGAGCCUGGGCUUUGCCCUAUGGGGGGUUCUGGCUCUGGGGCUGGGCUGGAACUCCUUAGGCUCCCUGGCCUUCUCUCUGGCUCUCAACUACAAACAGAUGGAGCUGUACCAUGCACUGCCCUUCUUCUGUUACCUUCUUGGAAAGUGCAUCAAAGCUGGGCUAAUUGGGCGUGGGUUCAUCCUGUUGGUGAAAAUUACUGCCACAGUGUUGGUGACUUUUGGCCUCUGCUGGCUGCCCUUCCUACCUGAUCCCAGUCAGGUGUUGCAGGUGGUCAGGAGGAUCUUUCCCGUGGAUCGUGGCUUGUUUGAGGAUAAGGUGGCUAACACAUGGUGCAGCCUGAACUCCGUGAUAAAGAUCAGAUCCAUUCUGACAAGCGACUCUCAGCUUUACCUCAGUUUGGCUUUCACUCUCCUAGCAGCAAUUCCAUCCUCUAUCAGAUUGCUGAUGAAGCCCACUUUCUGGAACUUUAAACUGGCUUUGAUCAACUCAUCUCUGGCCUUUUUCCUGUUCUCCUAUCAAGUUCAUGAGAAGUCCAUUCUGUUGGCUGCCCUCCCAGUCUGCCUCCUUCUGAAUGAAUUUCCACUCGUGUGCAUUUGGUUCCUGCAAGCCUCAACAUUCAGCAUGCUCCCUCUUUUCCUGAAAGACGGCCUGCUGGUUCCCUACACUGUCACCUUCCUGGGGUUUCCCUUUCUCACCGUCUACUUAUUGUCGGCUCUGGAUGACUGUUCAGAGGAUGAGUUGAAACUUGGUAUCUAUGGGAAGCUGUUUUCCUUUCUACCCAAAAUCCACCUGGCUUGUAUAAUUAAAUGGAAGUUCUACAUCAGCAUGGCUCUUAUGGCUGUUUUGAGCAUCCUGUGUGUAGCUAUGGACCCACCGCCACAUCUACCAGACUUGUUUCCUGUCCUGGUGUCAACGACAGCCUUCAUGCACUUCUUGGGAGUAUUUCUACAUUUUAAUAUUGUUCAGUUCAUGGACCCACCCAGAAAAAAGAGCCGAAAGAAAAAUAACUAAGCUAUUUUUUUCAGGAAACUCAGUGUUGCAAUGUGAGUCUGUUUUGGCUCUGACCACCUAGACUGUACACGAGGCUUUUCUGACUCUCAAAUAGAAAAAUAAGACAAGUUCAUAUGAAAAGUAUCUAUAUUAAUAACAGCAGAUCAAAGAAAGUUGUGAGAUCAAGUGAAAGGAAAGAGUAUUGGUGUUUUCCUCUGUGGACCAACAGUGCAUGUGAAAUAUUUCUAAUCAAUUGAUUUUUCUGAAAGGGGAACAGCUAUAAUGUGAGUAAUAAUAAAGAUUUACACAAGGAGAUGUUCUGCAGCCUAAAUAUGAGACUUUCAAAUGCCAUGUCAAUAAAAACUUGUAAUAAUUAUGUUGGGAACAUAAAAGAUGUUGAUGCAGUUGUGCUGUUACUGUUCAUGUUGCCUCUUCUGUUGGACUCUGUAGGGAUUGUGAUGAAUGCACAUUGACCAGUUUUGUAUUCAUGUAAACUUUCAUUUUUCUACUGUGGAUUUCUGUUCAUCAUUAAAGAUAUUUUGUACAAACGUA
Messenger RNA from Gambusia affinis (western mosquitofish), 2205 nucleotides. RefSeq names its product ALG6 alpha-1,3-glucosyltransferase (gene alg6). The transcript is spliced from 14 exons. The coding region runs from base 157 to 1674 and encodes 505 amino acids. Gene Ontology annotation, biological process: protein N-linked glycosylation. Gene Ontology annotation, cellular component: endoplasmic reticulum membrane. The record is from RefSeq and is a predicted model, not a curated record. NCBI's taxonomy places the organism in Eukaryota, Metazoa, Chordata, Actinopteri, Cyprinodontiformes, Poeciliidae. Gene Ontology annotation, molecular function: dolichyl pyrophosphate Man9GlcNAc2 alpha-1,3-glucosyltransferase activity.